CUUCAUUCAUCACACUAAACACUGUCGGGCAGACAUGCAGAAAGCUGACUGAUGAACUACUGGAAAAUAUAACAAGACAAAAAUAACAGGACUGAACAAAACAUUCUCUAAUUUGGUCAGACGUUUAACUGCAGGCAGUGAACCGCCUCAACUACUGCUGCAGACGUCAGGAUCAAGAACUAUGGAGGAUUCCAGCCUGGUCCGAUGUGACAGCCUGGAUGCUGGAUCAGGGUGUGACAGGGAGGUGAUGACACCAAUCGACCAUAUGACCCUUGACCCUGAGAGCUCUGACCUCACAGUAAAUCUCGAGCCUUCACCAGAAGAACUGGCUCAGUGUGAGGCUGAGGUGGGCACGCUGCUCAGCAUCAUUGCUGAACUGAACAAGAAGAUGGGGUCAUUGAAGGCACCAAGUGAAUCAGGGAACCUGAGACCACCAGGACCAUCCAGACCUCUGGUUCCAGACCUUCUGUCCCACAGGCUGGCCAGAAGCAGCCCUGAGAGGAGCACUGCCUCCGCUGCCACAUCUGAACCUGCACUGACUGGCCGAGGGGGUGGUGGCGUAGUCUGGACUAAACUCCAGGAGGUUUUAUCAUCAGUGGAGGACUCCAUCAGCUCUAAAAGGUCCUGGGCUGCCCCCAUCACAGCCUCUGACCAGGACAAGCACCAAGAGCAUCUGAGAGCGGCCCAGGAGAGCUGGGUUAAAGCCACUCAGAUAUUGGAGGACAUGGAAAGAGAGUUUGGGAUUUCAUGCCCAUCAGGCCUGCCAAAGGACCAGUAUCAGGAGGACAUCCUGGAUGUCGAGAAGCGUGACCCUGCUCUCAGAAGCACAUUGCAGAGUCACCAAGAGGAGCCGGAGCGAGAACAGAGCACCAUGAGCCCGACGGAAGAGGAGAAGAACAAGCUGGUUGCUCUCCAUAAGGCCUGGAAGUCAGGCAGUUGCUCUCCUUCCUACUGGCCCCCUUCUGGGGCUCUCAGUCCAGACUGGGCCUCGCCUCCCUUGCCUGGUUCACCAUUACUCCACAGAAGAACAUCCAGAACUGUAACACCUCUCUCUGUGGGUGGGGAUGGUUCUCCGCUGGGCUCAGUUAACUCAUGCAGUCCUUGUCCUAGCCCCAUCAGCCUGGAGUCUGAGACAGAACGACUGAACAGGUGCAUUGAGAGGCUGAAGGCCAGAAAUGAACGGCUGACUGCAGCUCUGGAGCGAAGAAAGGGAGAGUCCGAACAGAUCAGUAUUACAUUAAACAGACUAGAGUCUGACUGCUCUGCCCUGCAGAUAGCUCUCAGAUACUGUGAGGAGUGCGAAGAGGCCUACAGCGAGCUGCUGUCACUUUAUGACGCCAGGAAGCAGCAAAGCAUUCCUCUGCAGACAGACUUAGCAGAGGCAGUCGUUGACAGGCAGCAGCCCGACAGUCCAUCAGCUCAGCUCAGAAAAAUGGGAACUGAGGAGCUGUCCACCUCCUUCUCAACAGCAGGCGCCACAGAGCCAACGGAAACACAGAGUCACACAAGGCAAAGGACCCCUGAGCUGGUGGAGCGAGAGGCCGUUCUUCGUCAGCAAAUUGAGCGCCUGAAGAAGGACCGGGCAGCCAUUUGUCUGCCUAAACCGAGUCCAGGAGUUGAGGGCAAAAUGAGCCCAGAGACUGGUCACCCGGCUGGAUCAAGAGGAGGACAUGUGACUAAAGAUAAUGCCAAACCUCCUGAUGCCAAGAAAGAGAAAGCUUCCCUCUUCUAUGAACUCAUCUCUGUCAGGGAGGAGAUGUCAGAUCUGCGAGCUCUAAUCCGCCUCAAGGAGAAAGAGCUGAGAUGUCUGGAGUGGAGUUUAAUGGCCCAGAAGGCCCAGGAAGCAGCUGGAGUUUUCGUUCCAGAAGGCCUCAGAGAGGAGCUGGAGGAUCGUAAGACCGAACAACAGAGGCUCUAUGAAAAUGCAGCUAAACUGGGUAUUGAUGGAGACAUCGCCGGCCCUCGAACCAGACCCAUUUUGAAAGAGCUGCAGGUCGUCCUGCAGAGGGAACAAGCCCUGAAGAAGAGACUGGCUUUAGUGCACGACUCACUAAACACAGCUCUGUCAGACAGCAACUCCCAGAGGAGGGACAAUGGAGAGCAGAUUGCUCGGCUCACACAAGCUCACAGUAAAGCCUUGAGUUCGUACCGGCAGAUUCGCAGGAAGUACCGCGAGCAGGUUUGGAGGCUGGAGCAGAAGGUGGCGGCGAUGAUGGAGAGUCACAACCACCAGAGUGGAGCACCAAAAGCUGCGGGAGAGGCCUUGGAGUGGAGGAGGGAAGAGACCGUUCUGUGAUCCUUUAUAUUCUCAGCCUUUGUCAAAUGUAUGAGCUACAGUGUACAGCCCUGCUGAACUCAAGUCGCUCAUAUGUAUUUGUUAUAGUUUGUGAAGUUAUUGCACCGUACAGAUAAAAGACUGUAUGAUUACAUACAUGUGGUCCACUUUGGCUGAGAUUGAAAUAUCAUCAUCAGCCAUUGAAUGGAUUGCCAUGAAAUUAAGUACAGAUAUCCAUAGCCUAUUAAGUACACCAGAUUUUUCCAUUUGUUAGUUCUUUGGUUUAUAUAAUGACAUUCCCAUAAGCCUCAACUGUAGCCUACUCUGUGUAGCAAAUGUUAGCAUGUUUAAAUAGUAAAUUAAGAUAGUGAACAUUGUAGACCUGCUUAUCAACAGCAUUUAGCAUGCCAACAUCUAGCUCAAAGCACCGCUGUGCCAAAGUAAGCCUACAGCCACACAGCACCACUAGCAUGGCUGUAGACUCUUUGUCUUGAGAAUACAAUAUGUUAUGAAGUGUGUUAUUUUUCUGUCCUUGAAGAGAGAUACGUUCUUAUUCAUCCAUCUGUUUUUCAGCUCUUUAUCUGUCAACCCAUCACUGACAUCUACAGCCGUCCGCUCAGGCAUUCAUUGGCCCUUUAGAGGUAAAUAUAGAGUAUGUAGAGUAGUAGAACAUGGAAAGCACCCUCAGUUCUGUCUUUUCAACCCUGUGUGAGAGUUAUCAAUAAACAGGAUUCCAAGGCUUAACUUGUCUAACAGGAGUCACACAUCACAAGAUGCAUGCCUUAUUUCAGAGAAACAGCUGUCAUGCAGUCAUGAAUGUGUAAGACUGAUUCAAGGACUGACCCCACUGAGGACCUCGGGACUGACCUCGAGAGCGCACAUGUCCUUUUCCCCGUAAAAACUGACUAUGAAAACGCUCCCGGCUGGCGGUGUUGUCUGGACAAAGCUCCGAGGAGGGGGAUGGGAACCAAGACAAUGGCACACAUGAUGUGCACACGAAGUGUACGACCAGCCCAUUUGUCUUCUUAGCACUUUCAUAGUGCUCUUCAUCAUUCUCUCUCUGCCUUUCACUAUUUACACUUCUUUUAAACCAACAUGCUCAAAAUGUGAUUUUAUUUCAGGUCUAUAAUCUACACGACAAAGCUGGUUUAGUAUUGUUUAUAUAUUUGUAUUUAUUCAUACAUUUAUAACUUGUUUUUAAAGAUUUACAACUUCAGUAGCAAUGAAUGGGGCUGAGAGCCACAACAAACAUACUCAUGUGACAUUAUGGGUUUUGCCAUACUGUGUUGUGAUGUACUGAGCAAAAAACGUUUUUGACAGAAAUUAGGAAAAAGUGGACCAUUUACAUGAAACAAUAAAAAAAUGCUAUUAACUGUUUAAAUAAUUGGAUUGAAGCAUUCAAAGAAAGUAUUAAGGCAUAAACACAUUUUUGGUUUUGGUCAUUUCAUUGGAUUUGUUGCCAAAAUAAAAUGCCAGCCUUAUCCUUUGUAUGCUGCAAGCACAACAUAGUGUAGAGUGUAUUGGUUUGGCGACAGAUGUAUAAAGGCAAAAAAAAUAAAAUACAAUGGAAAGUUAUUGAGAAAAUUUGUGAGGGGGGAGGGUUGUAAUUCGGGUGUACCAAUCCUUUAAAAACCCUGCUUACUCUUACCUCUCUUCAUACCCAUCCAUUGCUCUUUACCUCUCACUCAUACCCCCAUUUCCCUGCCUCCAUCCUCCAUUUCCUCUCCCUCCAUCUUCUCUCCUCACUCAUCUCUCAAUCAUCCCUAUCACUUCUCCCUCCUCCAGCCGACCCCGUGCCCUGACCUACCCGAGCCGGUCAGCUGCAGCUGUGACCAGCGGUCAGGAGGUUAAGGCAAAGGUUGAGUGUCACACCCACAGGGUCACAGCGAUGCCUUGCUGUUGUGUUAGCCUGUGAAUGGAUAGUUCAGAGUGCCAGACGAGGUGGCGAGCCCCUGACGCCCUGACUCUUGCCUGAGCUUGCCCUUUCCCGGCAGAGGUCACCUCAGAGGGCCUUUCCUCGCUGCUCCCCCCCUACCUCCAGGUCACCAUCACUAUUGUUGUAAUAGCUGCCAUUAGAGCAGAUGAUACAAUUAUCGUUCCAUUUUGUGUUCGCUCGCUCUAAGAUCUAUGUUAAGCUUCUGACUUUAUCAAAGGUUUUUAAGACAACAUGAUUGUUGUAACCUCUGGGUGACUCUUUUAUGAAAGAGGCCAUAUUAUGCCAGAAUGUCCCAUGGAAAGAAAAUGUAUUUUUAUCACAUACGGCUCAAUAUAUGUGCAGCUAUAUAGUAAUGGAAGAUUCAAAUCCUUUAGUUAAAUAAAUCUACAUAUACAAUAAUGUUAUGUAGAAAUACUCCAUUAAAAGUCCUGAAUUCAAAAUCUUAUUUAAGUAAAAGUACAGAAGAGUUAACUUCCCUUUAAAGAUAUAAGAUUUUUGUGGUUUUUGGCCACAUUAUUAUUUUUAUUUUAUUUUUGUCUUUGAAAAACAGAAGAAACAAAACAAACCAAAAAAAUAAAAAAGUAAUAAAAUUACCAUCAGGGGAUGCCAAACUCAGACCGAUUUACCUGCAAACUAUAAAAUAUAAAAUUAAACUACUGACCACAGCAUUAUCCUCACUAUUAUCAAACUAUAAUAAAAUUUUAAUUUAUAUACUGUUUGGUAUUUUUUUUAAAUGUUAUAUCUUAAUUUGUAAAGUAGUAAAUGUGGUUGUAAGUGUAAAAAGAACAAUGUUUUCUGCUGAAAGGUAGUGGAGUAUAAGUAUAAAGUUAAAUGGAAAUACAGAAAGUACCUAAAAAUAGUGUGUUGUAUUUGAGUAUAUAACAUUCCCCCCACUUGAACUCAUUGAACUGCUGGAGGUUUCCAGCGUUUAUUGUUACUUAAACACACUUCUGAAUGUCUUUGUUGAAUUAAUAAAACCUUGUUUUAACCUUG
This is a messenger RNA of Dicentrarchus labrax (European seabass), 5204 nucleotides long. It is a transcript of the gene ushbp1, whose product is annotated as Usher syndrome 1C binding protein 1. The coding region runs from base 182 to 2296 and encodes 704 amino acids. The transcript is spliced from 14 exons. The record is from RefSeq and is a predicted model, not a curated record. NCBI's taxonomy places the organism in Eukaryota, Metazoa, Chordata, Actinopteri, Moronidae.